Messenger RNA from Symbiodinium natans, 1215 nucleotides. The record is from the annotation of a GenBank genome assembly. NCBI's taxonomy places the organism in Eukaryota, Dinophyceae, Suessiales, Symbiodiniaceae.
AUGAGUGUCGGAGCUGCUGCCUACUACCAGGCUUUCAGCUCGACAGGAAGAGCUCUGCCUCACCUGACGCGGAGACGCAUAGUGGCUCUGACCAUCACUGGCGUGAGCGGAGCAGCGUUAAUCAAUGCUGAAGUGCACAAGUGGCUUCGGGAUGAGUUCCGAGAAGCGCUGCAUCCGAACCGUGAGUUGGAGCGCGAAGCUUUGGCCAAGGAGCACGAGCGCGAGCGGCAGCAGGAGGUGGAGAGGCUGCGAAGUGAGGCGUCAAUAUGGCGCUUGCUUCAGCUUGCAUUCAUCAUGCUGCCAGUCGCUAUCUAUUUUCCCGUUUGGAUAAUUGACCCAACGACGUUCUGGAGCUUGGUAUCCGAACGCAUCGACCGUGCUGGGCCUUGUUUCGUUAAGUUGGCGCAGUGGGCGGCAACCCGACGAGAUCUGUUUCCGGACAGCCUUUGCGCGGCUCUGGGGCGCAUGCACGAGUCUGUGGCUGCGCCAUGGUCGACAGCCAUCGAGCCGUCCGAGGUUUGCAGCUCUCUGCGCGACGCGGAGUUGGACAUUCAGUCCCUGGAUUCCAGGCCCUACGCCUCCGGAAGCAUGGCGGAGGUGUAUUUCGGCAAGCUCAAAGACGGCACAGAGGUGGCCGUGAAAUGCCUCAGGCCUGGUGUCAAGCGGCUGCUAGAAGCUGACUUGGCCUUACUGCUCUGCUUUGGCAACUGGGCAGACUCAUUAGAACCUUUGCGCAUGCUCGGCUUGAAGAAGGCCGCGGAGGAGUUCUGCGAGCACGUCCAGAUGCAGACGGACUUCCGUACAGAAGCUUCCCACCUGCAGCGAUUCCGCGAAAACUUCGAAGAGCUGGGGUCCAUUCGCUUUCCUUCGCCGCUGUAUGCCUCGCAAGAUCUCUUGGUGCUCUCUCGGGAAAUGGGGCGAGAGCUCUCCCGCGUUUUCCGAGAUGCAAUGGCAUCUGAUGGCCACCAUGAGAAGCAAGACGGCGACCGCUUCGAGAGCCAUGCAGAUGCAAUCAGAAGCAUUCUGGGCAUUCAGCCGGAUGUGAGCCAGAGGAUUGCGUCUGACAGUCUCGCAGCGUACAUGCGGAUGAUCUUCAAAGACCAUUUCAUUCAUGGGGAUCUCCAUCCAGGCAAUGUCAUGCUCAAGCUGUCUGGUGGCUCGAGCUGCAGCACAGAGCAUGGACAGGCUCUUUCUCUGCAACCUGCUGACCUCUGA